ACAAAUUUUUCAUGUAAAACAGACAUGUUUCGAGCAAAUAACUUACUGCGUUCUAUCCCUAUCAACAUAAUAUCAAGAAAUUAUCAAGUAUGCGUUGUUGGAGGUGCAACAGAAAUAGGGCAAACAGUUUCAUUGCUGCUACGAUCUGUACCUUUGAUAACGAAACUCGUUAUUCACGAUAACUUGAAGCACACAUCAGGCGUCGUACUUGAUCUAUCACAUGUACCUAUUAACUCCACUCUUCAAGGUUUCAUCGGAGAAACUACUCUUGAACGAGCUUUAAGAAGUUCAAACCUCAUAAUAGCAACUGGUGGCAUCUUACAAAGCCCUGGAACAUCCGAGCAGCACUGGUUCAAAACAAAUGCCGGCUUCAUAAAGACAUUAGCAGCGCGAGUCGCAAAAAUUUCUCCAAUGCCAUUUGUGGGAAUCGCAACUGAACCGAUAAACAUUCUAGUCCCGAUGGCCGCUGAAGUGAUGAGAAACAACGGUGAGUAUGACCCGAGAAAAUUGUUCGGGAUAACGUGUGGAGACCCUUUAAAAGUGCAAGCUUUAUAUGCGGCCGAAAACGAUUUGAAUCCCCAAGCUUGCAGCGUACCUGUAAUCGGAGGCCACUCGGACAGUACAAUCGUCCCAUUGCUGUCCCAAGCAAAACCCACAUGUACCAUGAAUGAGCAAAGUAUUCAAGAAUUCUCUUCAAAAAUUCGUUCUUCACAGGAAGAUGUUGUCAAUGCUAAAAAAGGCUGGUCGCCAACCCUAUCAGUAGCGUAUGGUAUUCUUGAAUUUAGCAGAGGUAUUCUGGACGCUCUGUACAGUCGUCCCACACAAAUUAAUGCUUACGUUGAGAAUAAUGAUUUCGGCACGUCCUAUUUCUCCGGGCUAGUGUUUGUGGAUAAAAGUGGAGCUGGUGAGAUGCAGAGAUAUACUAAUUUAUCGGAGUUCGAGUGCCAGUUGUUGGAGCGCAGUAUUGACCAAUUAAGACGAGAUGUCACAUUAGGAAAAAAAGUACUGGAACUGGCAUAGUCCCCUCUUCAAAAAAAGUACUUAAACGAAGCAAUAACCUUGUAUUGUACGUAGCCUUAUU
Messenger RNA from Pararge aegeria (speckled wood butterfly), 1081 nucleotides. RefSeq names its product malate dehydrogenase-like. Gene Ontology annotation, biological process: carboxylic acid metabolic process. The record is from RefSeq and is a predicted model, not a curated record. Gene Ontology annotation, molecular function: L-malate dehydrogenase (NAD+) activity. Lineage: Eukaryota; Metazoa; Arthropoda; Insecta; Lepidoptera; Nymphalidae. Bases 25 to 1020 code for a protein of 331 amino acids. The transcript has a single exon. Gene Ontology annotation, cellular component: cytoplasm.